Molecule: messenger RNA, 1434 nt
Organism: Exophiala viscosa
Lineage: Eukaryota; Fungi; Ascomycota; Eurotiomycetes; Chaetothyriales; Herpotrichiellaceae
Exons: 3
Coding region: 1-1434 (477 amino acids)
Source: RefSeq, a predicted model, not a curated record
AUGGACCGCGACAUACAAUCACGCGAGUGUCGCUCUAAUCUGGCAGAAACGUGUCUCUCCAGCCCAUUGACUAUGAUACCGGGCAAGCACUCCAAAUUUGUCAGAGGCGCCCUGAGACCCAGUCGACGUAGGUGGCGCCCAUCGAAAAUGCACUUCACUGUUCAGUCCCAGACCCUUGCCAGAUCGACAUUGGACAACACUCUCAUCCCAAUGCAAACGCUCUUUAAGUCUACAACCCUCUCACUUCGGAAGUCUCUGAGGCCUUCAUCAAGUAAUUUAGUGACAAUGGUCGCCUCAUUCACCCUCGCCUCCAUUCAAUUCUACGUAUUACUGACAAUCCUAUUCCUCACUCGUCUAUGUCACGCACAGGACGACGGCUCAUCGGAACCUAAGCCUCCUGGGUGGUUCAUCCUACCUGCGGACUCAGGAACGUCCUCGGACGGGAUGGUGGACUACACAUUUGAAUACGGCUCUUCACCAGAGUUCCAAUGGGUCACAAAUGACACUGAGGUUGAUCUCAACAUUUACGACGCUUCUGGCACUGCAUAUUCACUGUUGGGCGACACUGCACAGACGUCCUUCAACGGACCCCUUGUCUGGUCGAGCGACUUCGGACCUCCGUACGGUACAGGCUUCUACCUGCAAAUCGUGAGCGAAGACACCGACUACACAAUCGCGACGUCAGUCACUUUCACCGUCGUCCCGGCAGGAUCCAACCCAGGCUCCUCAUCUUCACCUACAGACACCUCUUCCGCGACACCAACAACAACAGAGUUGAUCAAUCCUCCUCUAACACUGCCAACAACACCUCCUCAAACCACUAGCACGAGUACCACAUCCACAACACCGCUUUUCGAGAGCUUGCCAACCACGAAUACGCCGAAUGCACCAUCGACGACCACGUCCGAACCUGCAGUCAAAACCACCACAGACACAGCGUCCACCCCUGCCACAGCACAAGACACCAGCUCUACCUCCUCGUCCGCUCCUACAGCUGCGCAAACAGCAUCGCUUCCACAAUAUGGGGAUGGGGGAGCAGACACAUCCUCCGAUCCGCACGACAAGGCCCUUAUCGAUGGUCUCAGCACAGGUCUCGGCCUCACGGUCCUGUCAGCAGCACUAGCCUGCCUGUUCCUCCUGCGCAGACACAAGCAACAACAACAUGAUAAACAAAAGAACACACCACAGGCCGCAGAAAAGGCCAACGUGGAAGGCGGUGCUCAAUCUCAUAAUCGCGUCGACUCUUACAGACUCCUUCCCAUAUACAGCCCGUCCGACGAGCUCAACGGCUCCAGGUUUUACUCUCGGUCAGACUUGACGGGGAUGGUAUUGGCUUCACCUCGAGGGCGUGAGACUAUGGCAGAACUUCCGAGUCCUCCUUUCCGAGGGAUUGGCAAAUUUGAGCCAGACCAUUUGAUUGAGUUGCCUGGAUGA